ACGCUGCCGCCGCUGCCGCCGCCGUCGUCGUACUGCUUUGAGCUUCACAGUGUGCGUGUGUACUGUAUGUGUGUGUGUGUAUCUGUUUAUUUUGUUGAUGUUUGGCCAUCUCCCGCAGUGGGGAUUGCACAUUGAUAACCGCUAGAAGGAGAGGUGUGACAAACAGAUGAGGUUCGGGAACGUGUGUGUGUGUGUGUGUAUUUCCGUGUCGCUGGUGUUUUUUACGUCGAUGCAGUUUGGUUAGGUGUUGGCCCUGUUAACCGGCCACACUGUCGUGACGACCGUGAUCUUCAUUUGCUCUCUACUGGUGUGCGUUUGUGUGGCCGAUCGUGUGCGUGUGUAGAUGCCGGAUAAGCGCGCACGGAUAAGCAGCACCGGGGCUGAUUAGAAGCAACGCGCGUCCGUCCGCCCGCGAGAACGGAUCUAGGCGGCUGUGCGAACGGAAAGAGACGGUGGAGGCGCAGUGUUCGCGCUCUCACUCGUACCACAGUAGGCCAGCAAGCGUGCGCGCGCGCAAACUCAGCUGUCGUCCGCCGUAGCAGCAGCCUCCACACCACCAUCAAGACACAAAACAAGAAGCUUAUCAGCAAACACUUAUCGAUCGUGCGGCUGUAUAUGUGUGUGUAUGUGCGGUCAUUCUUUCUCUCACUCCCUCGCUCUCUCUCUCUCAUGAAAGCUUGACAGUGUUUUUUUUCUAAUAGUAGUGAAAAGCGAGCAACAGCAGCUGUCGUCUGUCUAACGCUGUCCCGCUCGCGCUCUGUUUUCAUGCUUUGGAGCCAUCGACACACAUACACACAGUGACCGCAUCUCCGCCGAGUCACGAUCAACCGAACGGAACCGGAUCCGAGAGCGUACGGGUUUGAACAAAAAAAAAAAAAACACCAGGGAAAGAGAAGAAGAAUCACAAGCGCAAAGAGGAGCUUAAUGACAGUUCGUGUUAAAGUGUGUGCAACAAACAAUUCUGUAAUCUAAAAACAAAGGAAGAAAAAAGGAAUAGAAUCCUAAAAAUGUAAAAAAUGUGUCGUAAAUCUGAAUGGUUUAAUGUUUGAUGAAACAAUUGGAAGUGAAGGACAACUAUAGUACAUAAAAUAUUGUGUGUUUGUGUUUGUGCGUGUGUGUGUGUGUGAGUAUAAAACCAAUGUAACGAGCAGCAAAGAAGUGCUGUAAUCAGAGUGUGACAUAGUUUGUGACAAAACAAACCGAAAAAGAAAAGAAGAAAAUCAGGAUUAAGUGAUAUUCUACCCACUGCGCACGUAUUCGGGGAGCGUAUGUGUAGCACACAAGAAAAAGUAUGGAAUGUAUGGAAAAGUAAUACGCCCAACAAGUUGCAGCUAGUUGCGAUCAAAGCAGCUGCGGUGUGUAGUAGUCGCAAGAAUAAUCCCCUCAGAACAUCGCUUCACGUGUGGCGGACCUCGGUAUUAGCGGACCUUUUUAACGCUCUGUCCUUCAAGUGCUGGCGUACGGUGAUGGUCCGUGCUUAAACAGUAAAAGAGACGUGUUUUUGCGUCUUAUUGGGGCUGUAAUUCUAACUACUGCAUAUCACCCUGUGUCGGCUACGAUAAAGAAAAUAGAAGUAAGCCUUACAGGCAGUUUGUUUGGAUUGUUGCAUCCCGCGUGUCUUGGUUGUUUGCGCAGUGCAGUGUUGUGCUUUUGGUGAACGAAAAAGGACGGAGACGGCGUGCUGGUGAACAGAUCGGUGCACAGAUAAGGCCUACCGAGAGAGAAACCAAUUCUUGCAAGUUCCUGUGCCAGGACGUCGUCACAAAAAGGACUUCGCGAAACUAUACGCUAUUAAUCGAGCGGAUGUUUGGCGAGCCGCGCUGUCAGCUCGAGCUUUCUAGAUGCGCGACAAACGUAGGCAGUCCGGUCCGGUGUAGUGGCUUGUUAGCGAGAAAUGAAAACUAAAUUACGAUGCUUCGCAACGGAUUUAAAUUGAUUGCACAGUAACAAAAAAAUCGAUCAUUCAUUCCUUUCGCCUUCGGUGCUUCAGUGUACGCAGUGAAGCUACGCACGUUUUAAUGACUGCUGCAGACGUUCGCUUAGCUGCACGAGGGCGUUUAGGGCGUGGAGUCAAAGGUGCGACCGGACGAUAAGCAGAAGCAUACACGCAUCCAACGUAUAUAUUCCGCUGGUGGCAACGGACGUGCAACGAGCCCUCGAAUGUACCACAAGGACGGAACCGUAGAUGUGAAGCUAUUAGCCGACCUUGGGUACAUAGCCGACCGUCUCCGGAACCUCGAGCAGAAGUGGGACUUGACCGAGCUGAAGGAUCUGCACCGGCGCAUCGUACUCAAGCUCGACGAUCCGCCGACGAGCGUGCUGCGGCUUAGGGAAACGCUUGCCCGUACGCCAACCGUACCGCCGGGCUCCCCCGACCAGCAGUAUCAGCAGGAAGGGCAGGAGGAGCUUGCGAACAGCACGGAGGAGCAGGAAGACACAGGCCUGCAGCUACCGGUAGUAAUCAUUGCCGAUGAAGUAACGCCACCCAGUGUGAUUGUAGAGGAAUGUGCAGAGGCAUCUGAAGUGUCACCGACAGCCGACCGUCGGGAUGAUGAAAGUGGCGAAAGUAGCAACCAAAGGAACAGCGUCGAGGAUGUUGGCAAUGUUGAGGAAAGCGUGCGUAAACUAGACCAGCUAGAGGAGCUGGUAAUUGCCUUCUAUCACAGCUGUGGACGACGCAGUUCGCGCGGGUGUGCCGACACCGAGCAGACGGCCAGUGAAGCGGUACGCGACGGAGCGAGCCGGGCACGGGCGAAACGAACCAAAAAGAGACAGCAGCAAUCGAGCGGGGAAGCGUGCACAAGGGCGUACCAUCCAGAUCAGCAGCACCAGAAGCGGCAUCCCGAUCCGGAUCGUACUAUGAACCAAGGCACCGACCCGGACCAGGAUCGGGAUCAUCUCGCACACGCAGCAGCAGCAGCAGCAACGUCAGCACCAUCCGACACCAGUGCCGUUCCCGCCGGCGACGGUCGACAGCAGGCACAACCGCAACCGUUACGCUCGAUCCACGCUGACGCACCUGAGCCGGGACAUAGCCUCGACCGGGACGUGCCGCUUGACGACGAGGAGGACACGGUCACACUGACGGCGGAAACGAGCAGCGAAUGCUGCAGCCAGCUAACGGUCGUUGCAGUUGUGGCGGAGGAGGAAGAGGUGGAGGCUCAGGCGGAGGAAGUGGUAGCAGACGGAUCAUCGCCCGGUCACGAUCCGACCGAAACGGUCGCCCCGGGCAGUGAUACGACUACGGACGACGAGGUCGAGAACGACGAUACGGGCGGUUCUGACGCGGAUGCAAACGAUGAAGCGGAACCGGGCGACACGUGCACCAGGCGAACCGUGCUAGGGCAGGACUCGACGCCGUCCUCCCGCCGGUGUUCGCUCGGUGGCGAGUUUGAGACGGAGCAGAAUCGGCGCCUCCGCCGCCGGCUGUCCGAGCUGACGAACAACUUCUGCACGCCGAAACAGUUCCAGCAGCUGUGCGACAAUUUGGACAACAUUACCGACAACGAUCUGAAGCUGCUGGUCCGGGAGCUCAAGCGAAAGAUCGAAUUUGCCGAAAGGAUGAACUGGCUUUGUCUAUCGAGCAGACCGCGCGGUCCACCGCACCGGAAAACUAGCCUACCAAAGCACACGGACGUCAAGAAGCGCUUCCUGGAAACGUGCGACAAGACGCUGUCGGACGAGGUGAAGGCCGCCCUGCGGCUUCCGGCGUUCGAUUCGUACGAAUGGGAGGACUGGGACGUGAUCCACCUGAUGCAGACGAUGUUUGUCGAGCUGAAUCUGCUGGAGAAGUUCAACAUACCGAUCGUGACGCUGCGCGAGUGGCUGUACGAGGUGUACAAGCACUACAACGAUGUGCCGUUCCACAACUAUCGCCACUGCUUCUGUGUCGCCCAGAUGAUGUACACCAUUGCCUGGCACACGAACCUGGUGCAGCGGUUAGGCGAGCUGGAGGUGUUGGUCCUGCUGGUGUCCUGCAUCUGCCACGAUUUGGACCACCCCGGUUACAACAACAUCUACCAGAUAAACGCACGCACCGAACUGGCAUUAAGGUACAAUGAUAUUUCACCGCUGGAAAACCAUCACUGUUCGAUCGCGUUUCGACUGCUGGAGCACCCGGAAUGCAACAUAUUUCGCAACAUGAGCAAGGAGAUGUACAAAGAUGUACGCGAGGGAAUUAUCCGGUGCAUAUUGGCCACCGAUAUGGCCCGACAUAACGAAAUCCUCACCCAGUUUCAGGAGGCUACACCCGAGUUCGACUACAGCAACAAAGUGCACACGAAUUUGCUCUGCAUGGUUCUGAUCAAGGUGGCAGACAUUUCGAACGAGGCGCGACCAAUGGACGUGGCGGAACCGUGGGUCGACCGGCUGCUGCAGGAGUUUUUCGCGCAGAGCGCCGCAGAAAAGUCCGAGGGUCUGCCGGUGACACCGUUCAUGGACCCGGACAAGGUGUCAAAACCGGGCAGCCAGGUACGGUUCAUCGGGCUGGUGCUGCUGCCGCUGUUCGAAGCCCUCGGCGAGCUGUUGCCCGAGCUGACGGAUCUGAUCAUCACGCCGGUGCGCGUCGCCCUCGACUACUAUCGCCGACUGAACGAUGCAGCGAACAAGACGCGCCGCUCGAUCGCGGAAGCAGAGGCCGCAUCGUCCGAGAGCGGCGGCUCACCGCAGCUGCCCCGUUCCCAGUCCGGCAUCAGCGUCAAAUCCCGACGUAGUAUUCCCUCGCAAAAGUCCGCAUCUCGCACGUCUGUUGAUGAGCCUAUUUUAAUUGCAGCCGAACUGCACGACCUACCGGAGGGCAGCGAGAGUGGCGACUCCGAGACGGCCACCGAAGUCGACGUGGCGGAAAAAACGUCCAAGUUCAAGGUGGACACGGAAAGCAUCCACCGCAAACAGUCGCACCCGAACUCCCGGAAGGGUAGCCGCGAGAAGCGCCCGUCGAUGAUCGGUGAAUACUACACCACAGGUACGCGCACCCGUGGCUCCCACGGCAACAUACAGCAUACUAAUAAUCGCACGUAUUUUGGUUCGAAUCGCGCCAUCAGCCUAGACCAGUACAGUAACAACCGGCGCAUGUCCGACGGCGUCCCGAUACAGUCGGUCCACUCGGACAACAGCGUGCUGUACUACCAUCACCAGCGGCAGCACCGCAGCCUCGACCACGACACCAUGUGCUCGUCGUCGGACAAAAGCACCAGCCUGAACAGCACGCACGACACGGCGCCGGGCGGCGACCCGACGACCAUCCUGCACGUGCCACCGCCGCAACCGCCACCGCCGACGGGAAAGCAGCGGCUCGGCAAGCUUUUCGGUAGCAGCAGCGCGUCGGGCAGCGCCGCCACCUCUGCCGUGGCGAAUCUGAAGAACAAUAACAGCGCCGGUCACGGGUGCACCUCCACGGCCGUCGGCGGGUCCGCAUCGACUAGCGGUGGUGGUGGUGCCGGUAAACAUUUUAGCCGAAUGUUGAGCUUCAACCAGCAGCAACGGCUGGACAAGCUGCGCAACAACAAUAACAGCCAGAGCAAGAAUAACAACAACAACAACAACAACAAUGGCGGCGGCAGCAGCAUUGGCAACAGUAACAAUAAUAAUAACAAUAACAAUAACAAUAGCAUUAGCAACAAUAAGAACGCACCGGCCGGUAGUGCGGCCAUCAGCCACGCGAAGCAUCUCGAUGGGCGUGAGGCAAUGCACGGGGCGGCCCGCAUGUGCCCCGGCCUCGGCAGUGCCGCCGGUGGGGACGGUGGAUUCGACGGGACCAUUUCCGGGAGUGUCGGUGGCGGCGGCGUCGGCGGCGGUAAUCAGGACGGCGGCAAGGGUGGCAAUGGCAGCAGUAGUAACGGCACGGCGGCUCGAACAACGGCAGCCGCGGCCUCCACCGCGUCGGCCGGUUCGAAAUCGUUCCUGUCCCGGCUGCGACAGUUUACCGGCCGGCUGAGCUUCAACUUUGACUCGCGGGAAUCGAAGAAGCUGCAGCUGCUGGCGGGGAACGCACCGACCGACCUGAAGGCGAAAGGCGCCUCGGCCGGACCAAAGCGGGACCAUCGGCUGGAGAAGUCGCGCACGGUCGACGUGGGCGACCUGGGACCGGUAGCGAUCUGUGGCGACAGCACAAUGUCCGGCCAGCAGGCGGCCAUUCACCACCAGCAGCAGCAGCAGCAGCACCAGAAGCAGCAGCAUCUCUCACUCGUCCCAGGUGAGUCCUUCUACGGUGGAGGACCGCCGGUAGUAAUGAACCAGCCGAAAUCAAUCUCGCCCAUCCUUAUGCAGCACCGCCACAGUGAGGUGCUCGGUCUGGGCGGUGCAGCGGGGGCGGCCGCCCGCAGCCGCGCCUACAGCCUGGACGUCCCGAUCGGGGGCCGGCACUGUUGCCGCAGUCUCAGCGGUAGCACGACCGGGGGCGGUGCCGGUUCCAGCUGCGGCGGCAGCCACAAGAGUCUCACGUUUUCGCUCAACAAUCGCUCGCUGACGGAGGACAACGACGGGGGCGGCAGCCUGGCGCUCGUGUCCGGCGAGCGAAAGUCGGGCGUUGGGGUGCCGCCGCCGCUGCGCAACAACUCGCUGCUGCUGCUUGCGGACGAUCCGUCCUCGUCGUCGGCCGCCAUUGGCGGUGGUGAUGGUAGUGCGCCACCGAACGAAACCAUAUGACAUCAGCAGCACCUUCAGCAGCAGCAGCAGCAGCAGCAGCAACAUCUGCUCCAUCACACACACUCUUCGUACGAACCGUCGCUGCAGGGUAUACUGCUUACCUCGACCUCGCUGCAGGCCGACUCACCGCAGUCGCAGCAUCUCGGUCCGGCGCGCACCUCGCUAGAUUCGGAGCGACGGGCCCCGUUCGCCGAAUCGGAAUCGAUCUCGUCGAAGCACACGUCAGCACUGGCGAGCUACUGGGUCUGUCUGACCGAGCGGAUGAGCUCGCUGAUCUGCAAAUGCUGCGAGCGUACGCUACCGCCGGCGGAAAGCGUCUAGUGUCUACCGACGGGGGGGAGGCUGGUGAGCUGUGUACCGGCGGUGUACCGGACUAGCAGCAGUAGUGUAGUACGCCCGUAGUACGCCCAAACGUGGGUCGUGUUUUAACUUACACUGUGGCAUGCUCGCUCUGUUCACCAGGUGUAUGUACGCGUAUGUUUGUGUAAGUCGAAGUUUUAUUAUUUUCGCUAGCAAUUACUAAACUAGCUGACUAUCUGACUAGCAGUAGUACGUGGUGACGUCAUUAUUUCUUCUGAUAUGUUUUGUUUGUCUUAAGCUGAUACACCACGUGUGUUUGUUUCUCUAAGUUGUAUCAAAGUUUACAUUUUUUAUCAUCCUGACUUUAAGUUUUCUAAUACGCGAGCUUAAUUCAGCCCGAAACUGUUGAAGUCGCAUGAAGCUAGAAAUGGAUGAGUAGGUGAAAUUAGUUUUAGACGAAAAAAAAAACACAUGCCAAAACAUAGGAAAAAUAUAUUUAAAAAACAAACUCGAACAUAAUAAUGGAGAAAAAAACAUUACAAAAACGCGUAUGGCGUAUAUAUUAUGGUGGCUAAGAACAAAGAACAAACAAAAAUGAACUGAAUGUUAGUCCCCUUGGAGAGGAACCAGUGGCGCAAACAAAAAGAAAGAAGACAAAAAUAAUAAUAGGAAAAUACAAAACCCGAUUGUUGUACACACGA
Anopheles arabiensis is the source of this 7646-nucleotide messenger RNA. Its product is annotated as high affinity cGMP-specific 3',5'-cyclic phosphodiesterase 9A. Lineage: Eukaryota; Metazoa; Arthropoda; Insecta; Diptera; Culicidae. Gene Ontology annotation, biological process: cGMP catabolic process. The coding region runs from base 2161 to 6645 and encodes 1494 amino acids. Gene Ontology annotation, molecular function: 3',5'-cyclic-GMP phosphodiesterase activity. The record is from RefSeq and is a predicted model, not a curated record. The transcript has 14 exons.